Dunckerocampus dactyliophorus (ringed pipefish) is the source of this 3205-nucleotide messenger RNA. RefSeq names its product polyisoprenoid diphosphate/phosphate phosphohydrolase PLPP6-like. The transcript is spliced from 5 exons. The record is from RefSeq and is a predicted model, not a curated record. NCBI's taxonomy places the organism in Eukaryota, Metazoa, Chordata, Actinopteri, Syngnathiformes, Syngnathidae. Gene Ontology annotation, molecular function: sphingosine-1-phosphate phosphatase activity. The coding region runs from base 354 to 1154 and encodes 266 amino acids.
AAAUGCAACACCACCAUGUAGACAUGUCCGCGGUGUACCGUGGUGAAGUUAGUUUCACGUUGGACGUUGGAUAUUCGGCUCCGUAGCUACAGCGGCAGUUCCCCCUCACGGUGCCCGGACUCACGCGCAGUGGCGGAGCUACGUGGUGGAGCUACGUGGUGGCCCUUGGUCACUCUCUGGCGACCCCACUAAGCAUCCCUAUAAGUCAGGGGAUGCUGCUGUGUGUGCCCGCUAAUAUUGUGCCCUCCUUGUCAUUGUUCCACAGGCUGCCAGUGUGAACACAUGCCCCACAGCUGGGAGAGGGGGGGUCGACACAGAAGGGCGGCUCAAUUUCUGGGGGCACCAGACCAAACAUGUCCUCCCCGGUGUCCAGACGGAACAGUUGCCGUGGAAGUCAGUGUGGAACUCGGUCAUCAUCAUCAUCGGAAUGUCGCCGCCGGCCCUCCAACUGCUCUUACUUGGCUCCUGGAGCUCAAAGCGAAGAGCUCUCUGUAAGCUUGAGCCAACCGAUGUUUACGAUCACACUGCGCUUCUUGUUGGCCAUCGAUCUGUGGCUGAGCAAACGGCUCGGUGUGUGCGCCUGUGAGGGUUCUCCAUGGGGCAGCAUACGGCCUCUGGUGAGGCUGGUGGAAUUCUCCGGGCAUGUUGUCCCCUGGCUUGUCGGCACUCUGUACACGCUCCUCCGUGGACACACCGUGGCUGAGCAGGAGAUCAUGCUGAAUUUGGUGCUGGCUUUGCUGUUGGAUCUACUGCUGGUCAGACUCGUCAAGACUCUGGUCCGACGUCGAAGGCCCGCCCAGAACCGCACAGACAUCCUCUCCACAUUUUUCAUCGAGCGCUACUCCUUCCCCUCAGGCCACGCCACACGAGCCGCCAUGUGCGCCCGCUUCCUAUUAGCCCGGCUGGUGGACACCAGCUCCAUGCGAGUGCUGGUGCUGUGUUGGGCCGGCCUGGUCAGCAUGUCCCGAGUGCUGCUGGCCCGCCACUAUGUGACAGAUGUGGGCUUCGGUUUGGUAAUGGGUUACUGUCAGUACAACCUUGUGGAAAGGUUAUGGGUGACAUGGGACUGCCUGCAGGACCUGCAGCUCGUGAGUCUGCAGGAGAGACUGAACAAGGCUUAUGGCAGACUCUGGAUGGCCAAUUGGAAACAUUAGGGCCGGAGAAAAUGAGUGGGAAUAUAAAAAAAGGGAAUAUGUACUGACUGCAUGAGUCCGUAAAUACAAAAAUCUUUAGUGUUUGGAUGAAAUGAAUCUUAUCAUCACACAUGUGAUUUGUUUGCCUGCUUUCAUGUGUAGGUUUGUUUUUUUUGGUUGAAUUUAUGUGCUAUGUAGUUCACUGAUAUGUUUAUUGCUGGCACCCAAUUUAACAAUGGUGUACAAAUGCACCACAUUAUACUGAGGUGUUCCUAAUAUUCAAGUCAUUCAUUCAAGUGGUGAGGUUCGAUUAUCACUCCCUCACUAUAGUGCGUUUUUUUUCAGAAAUUAAUUAAUACAUGAUCACGUUUUUUUGGUAGACUAUGGUCUUUUAUUAGUCAAAACAUAUUGAAAUUAGGGCUGUCAAUUGAUUAAAAUAUUUAAUAGCGAGUAAUUGAAUUUUGUCCAUAGUUAACUCAUAAUUAAUCACACUUAAUUGUAGCUAGAAAUAAGUAUUGUUGUAAAUCUAUUUGUGGUAAACAGUUUGAUAUGCAACUACGAUAACUCCAUCAUAUUUUAUAUAAGGUAUUAUAAAGGUUGGAAAUAUGGGCCAUUUUAGUAAAAAAAUAAUAUACAUUUAGAAAUCCCCCAGUUUUUGCAUGUUUAAUGCGAGCAGCGUUUUGUCCCACUUUGUAUACGGUCCCUGAACGCACCUUCUAACUUUGUCCCACCCUGUACAGAUAAGACUACUAUAAGGCUCUCAGUCGUACAGGAGUUGUCCAACGAGGGAAAGGCUUCUUGAGAUGUCAUCUGUACUUCUGUGAAGAAGGUGUCGGACGUUUCGCUCCUCAUCCGAAGAGCUUCGUCAGCGAACUAAGUAAUGACACAAAACAUUGAGACCUUCCUUACCAUACAUUAACACCGCAUGUCAGCCAUGGCGUGUCCGACAUGAUAGAGUGAAAAAAUGUUCUCGCCCCAUUCCGUGUGGAAGUGGUAAGUUUUUGGUCCCUUAAGUUUAGAAGAAAUAAAUUUGAGGCUAAUUGGACAGCUUGCUAGCUCACUAACUCGCUAGCUUGCUUGCUAGCGUCCGUCUCGAGUGCCUGCAGCAUAAUAGUUGCACAAUAUGUUGUGAACAAGAGUGUAAAGGUGACUAUAUGGGUGUUAUUUCAUGUCUAGAGGCCUCUAAUAAUGUUUAAAACCGUAUUUAGUCAUAAACAGUUUUUUAUGCUAUAUCUACAAAAAUAUUCUAUUUAUUAACACUGAAUCCAAAAUGUCAUCUGCAACCAAUUAACCGUGAUAAAUGAGGGACGACUGUAUUUAGUCUGUUAUAAUAAAAUAAAAAUAAGAAUUAUUAAUGCAGAGAAGACACAGACUGGCUCUAAGGAUAAAUAAUUAAUAGAUAUUGAAAAUUUUUUUGUGGGAAGUCACUGCAUCCUAUUUUAUUAUAAACCAUGACUUCAUUCCGCCUGUGUAAUGUUUUUAAAUAAGUGCGGCAUCAUUGUUCCUGCUCAUCCGUACGAAUCGGACAAUAAAACGGAGCACUAUCAUGUUGUGCUGCAAUACUCUGUCUCACCGUAGAGGGGUGGGGGCGUGCGUGAGCUGGAAGUUCUUGUCGCUGCCAGCCUUCCUUUUUUAACUUUAUUGAACUACAUAAACAGCAUCGCAAGCUAGAGCUAGAUUUGGCAACAAGUUAAAUGCAUUAAAUGUAUUUUAUGCUGUGCUGAAUGAGUGAAUUAAUUUGACUACCAGGAUGGAAGAUUAUACUGCAUAUCCAAGCUAAAAACAAAAAAAGAUAUAUCUGUACUGUACUUCCAGACAAAGGUAGGUAGGGUACAUGAAGCAGCUCAGUAAUAAACAUUGUUAGACAAAUGCUUCUUUACCAGUGUCAGUCAAAAGAUUAAUAACGUUGUAUAUUUUAAUACAGUUUUUAAUGUCUUUAAAUUGUACUUCAGUUGGUGGUUCUUCACAUCCGUCAUAUAUUGCACACUAGUGCUGUGUAUGAUAGUCUAAGUGCUUUCAGGUGCGGCCAACUCAUGCAAGUUUCCAUCAGCUGUUGCUGUCUCCUUACUGUU